CUUGUUGAAAACAAGCCGAUCAGCUGAUCUGACCUGGUAGCGUAGAUGUACUGAAUUCUACCGGGGAGGGGGACUAUCAUAAACAAGCUGGUUGAAAAUAAUGACUCUAUCGCAACCUACAGAAUAUCUAAAAUUAAUGGUCUUGAAUGCGCAUUUGGUAUAAUGAUCCGACCGUGUAGUUGGAGGGCGAAGAUAUUGCUAAGUCAGCUGUUAGCGCAUUGCCUGUUUUUUAAUGUUGUUCUCUAGCCUGCCUGCUAGGUCACAGCCUUUGGACAACAAAUGUGUUGUGGUUGAAAAAUAUAUUGGAUGUAUCGUAAUGAAGAAGACUCGUGUGUGAGUGGUGUAACUAAACUGUGUUUCUAAGUUGAUACAGAAUCGUAAUGUUUUACAUGGUGCCUGUAACCUUGCUUAUUUCUUUGUGAUGCUAGCUGGAAGUUCGAGCCAACUAGCUAUUCGGACAAUAGUGGGGUACACAAACAAGUCUAGUUGUUAGUUAAGUGGGAAAUGUGCGCUAUUUAACUUGUCCACAGAAAACGGGACAGCGAUAUUGCUUGUAGUUGGUUAUGAUGCACAUUUCUUUCCUUCAGCUUUUAAUUGACUCCGUAAGCUUAAGUUGUAAGGUACGAAUUUCUGCUAAACGGAAUUGCUGAAUUUCAUUAUUGUGCGAAUAAUGUGUACGUUUGCGGUGUAACUUUUCAUAUUGUCACGCAUUCCAUGUUAAGCACAGAGUCAGAGCUGGAUUCUGUAAACCUCCCACGCAUUGUUAGUCUGUAGAUCGCUGUAGCUGUGCGUUGGUCUCUUUGCUCUUGUGCACUAUAGAUCACAAAAUUAAUGGAUGUAUGUGUUCAUAAAUGACAGUCUCCGCACUUAACUUGCAGGGCAGCGAUGAGUGGCCAAGACAAAAGUACGGUAACUAUGCUUGUCUGUCAGGAAAGCUACGCGUGUGGCGGCUCGGACGAGGCCGCGUAUGAGUGUGACGAGUGCGGUAGUCUGCAGUGUGUACGAUGCGAGUUAGAACUCCAUAGGCAGGAGCGCAUGAGGAACCACGACCGUGUUCGCAUUUCGCCGGGGCAUGUUCCCUUCUGCGAUUCGUGCAAAGGAGACAACGGCUCUCCCUUGAACGGCGGACGUCUACGGGCCGUAGUCCGUUGUCAGGGUUGCAAAAUCAACGUGUGCCUGGACUGUCAGAAGCGUACCCACAGUGGUGUUAACAAACGGAAACACCCAAUGACACCCUAUCCGCCUGCCAAACCCCCAGAGAAGAACCCUGGAGUCGGCGAUGGAGAUUUGGAAGCGCUUAAAAACAAGCUCGAGAAGGUCUGCAGCUUCCUUCUCGUGGAUGAAAAGGAAGAGAUGAAGGUGAAGGAUGAAGGGGACUUUGUGCAGCGUCUGGGCUGCGGUGCGGAAGAGCUCCUGAAGGUUGUGUCCAUCUUCGGCAACACAGGCGAGGGCAAGUCCCACACCCUCAAUCACACCUUCUUCCUGGGCCGCGAGGUCUUCAAGACCUCCCCGACCCAGGAGUCCUGCACGGUGGGCGUCUGGGCCGCUCUGGACCCCCUCCACAAGGUGGUGGUGGUGGACACCGAGGGCCUCUCGGGCGCCGGGGCCAACCAGGGCCAGCGCACGCGCCUCCUGCUGAAGGUCCUCGCCGUGUCAGACCUGGUCAUCUACCGCACGCACGCCGACCGGCUCCACGACGACCUCUUCAAGUUCCUGGGCGAUGCCUCUGACGCGUACCUCAAACACUUCACCAGGGAGCUGAAGGCCACCACCACGCGCUGCGGCCUGGAUGUGCCGCUGUCCACCCUGGGCCCCGCUGUCAUCAUCUUCCACGAGACGGUGCACACCAAGCUGCUGGGCUCAGACAAACCGUCAGAGUCGUCAGCAGAGAGGCUGCUGCAGGAGCGCUUCCGCAAGCUGGGGCUGUUUCCUGAAGCCUUCAGCUCCAUCCAGUACCGCGGCACGCGCACCUACAACCCCCCAACGGACUUCAGCGGCCUGCUGAGGAACCUGGAGCAGCAGCUGGACAACAACACCACCCGCUCGCCCCGCUCAGCCAGUGUCGUCUACAAGGCCUUACAGGCACUGAGUGAGCGCUUCAGCGGGGAGAUUCCAGAGGAGUACAUGGCCAGCAACUCCUUCUUCCCCGACGAAUACUUCACAUGCUCCAGCAUCUGCCUCAGCUGCGGGUCGGGCUGCAAGAACAGCAUGAACCACCUGCGGGAGGGGCUCCCCCACGAGGCCAAGCAUCGCUGCCGAUACUCCCCUCACUAUGACAACCGCAUCUACACCUGCAAGGCAUGCUAUGAAAAGGGCAAGGAGGUCAUCGUAGUUCCCAAGACAACGGCGUCCUCUGACUCGCCAUGGUUUGGCCUGGCCAUCUACGCCUGGUCGGGGUACGUCAUUGAAUGUCCAAACUGUGCCGUGAUCUACCGAAGCAGACAGUACUGGUAUGGGAACCAGGACCCCGUGGACACAGUGGUCCGCACCGAAAUCCAACACAUCUGGCCAGGGUCUGACGGCUUCCUGAAGGACAACAACAACGCAGCUCAGCGUCUCCUGGAUGGCGUGAGCUUCAUAUCACAGUCCUUCUCCGAGCUCAGCGUCAAGCCCACCAAAGCAGUCACCUCCUGGCUGACCGACCAGAUCGCCCCGGCCUACUGGAAGCCCAACUCCCUCAUCAUGAAAUGUUACAAGUGCGGCGAGGAGUUUCGGGACGGCGACUCCAAGCAUCACUGCCGUGCGUGCGGAGAGGGCUUCUGUGACGCCUGCUCGUCCAAGAGCCGCCCCGUGCCAGAGAGAGGCUGGGGACUCGGCCCCGUGCGCGUCUGUGACGCCUGCUUUCAGAACAGAGGCAUCCCCGAAGCAGAGCUGCUGGACGCCGCCUUGGAGGAGGAGGAGGGCGGGACGCUGAUCCCACGCAAAGUAGGAGAGGUGGUGCAGAACACGCUGGGAGCCGUGGUCACUGCCAUCGACAUCCCCCUCGGCCUGGUGAAGGACGCUGCCCGGCCUGCCUACUGGGUUCCCGACCAGGAUAUCCGCUGCUGCCACCAGUGCCAGCGGGAGUUCAGCGCCCGCCUCUCCAUCCACCACUGCCGCGCCUGUGGCCAGGGCGUCUGCGACGACUGCUCCCAGGACCGCCGCCCCGUGCCGUCCCGCGGGUGGGACCACCCCGUGCGCGUCUGCUCCGGCUGCAGCCAGAAGGGGGGAGAGCUUUAGCUAAGCCAGACGGGGAUAGUGGGGUUAUGGGGAUAACCGGAGAGGGGGUGCUGGAGGGAUGGAGGACGUGAGAGAGGUGGAGGAGGAGGAAAUGGAGAAGUGAUGAGAGAAAAGACCCCAGGCCUUCAGCAUACAGACGGUGGAGGGGAGGAGGAGGAGGAGAGCAAUGAAGGAGCAGUAAAGCCUGAAGGGUAGAAGACCCACCCACCCACACGCACACACCUACACACACUGGGGCCUCCGAUCAUGCCCAGUAAACAUCACCUCACCCCACCCCACCCGACCCCACCCCACCUACACUAUCUUGACCAAGAGUGGCUUGAUCAUGAUCUGGUUUUGGUUGUACAUGAGGCCCGAGUUUGAAAAAAAAAAUGCUUUGGCUGGGCUCAUGUUGUCAAGUUGUAGGCAGCUGCUGUGGCUAGUUUUGUGGGAUUGUGUUGACUGAAAUGAAAAGUAGCUUUUGCCUGUACUAUACCACCCAGCCCACCCCACCCUCUCUCUCCCUCCCUCUCUCUCUCUGUACACAAUUUCUAUGUUGAGUCUUUCCAUGAAGGUGGUUACCUGCUCUCUGGUUAUUUUCUGAGAUAGCACAAGGAGACACUUGCACACAUACGGUUUGUUCUGCAUCUAAAACUUAAUUCUGACACGACAUGGAACAAAAACUGACAAUCUCUCUGCAGUUCGCCGGCUGACUGAUGUGUCCACCAAUCACGGAUGAGUACAGACACACAAGCACACUGGCUUUGGUUAAGGUCGAACUUGCACACUGGCUAUAAAGCUGAGGCACAUCAUUUCAUGUUCUCAUUUACAAAAAGAAUCAUUUGGAUAGCAUUCAACGCUUUCCUGAGUUCUUCUGGCCUGAUGUGAGGGAAGAAGGAGGUACACCUCUGGAUCGCUCAGUGAGAAUAUUUGAAGCGCAUUUAAACAAAGCUUUCAUGAUUGACAAUAUAAAUGCUUGUGGAGUGUGUGUGUCUAGCACCUGCAUUGUACUGGAUGUACUUCCACUUAAGCUUUAGCCAAAACCUCCAAAACGCCUUAUCAGCUCCUGUUCACCUAUUAUAUCCAAUUAUGACUUUAGAACAGGAGACACUCAGAGCAGGUACACCUUCCCCCCCAAAAACAAUCAAGGAUGUUAAAAUCAAGUUCCCUGUCCAAAUCAUAGACGACAUUUCAGUCUUAGUAGUAAUAAGGCCCAUCUCAGUGCUAUCAUGCUUUGAAUUUUUUUAUUUGACAUUUGCCAUUCACUCAUCAUACCACCCACCUUGCAAUGUCCACAGCCUGGAAAACCAGCCCCUCAUUCUUAGUCACUUUGUACAGAGUGCAGCUUCUGGUCUUUGGAAAUGUUCUGCACGGGUGGAAUCUCACCUAACCAAUCGGCUAACAGUCAGCGGGAGUGUUAAUGAAUGAUAAAUGGGUGCUACCAGAGCCAUGGAGGCCAGACAUAAUCCCAUUGACCUCCAUUUCCAUUUCUUUCCACAAAGAUGGCGGCUCAUGGAGCCUUUGACACACAGGUCACCAUUGACAAAGUUCAAAUAUAGUUACUAGAAGUGAGCGCCGAACAGAGAUGCUAAAAGCUAAAGCUAAAAGUAAUUUCAUUUUCAUUCAUUUUUACGUCAUCUUUGCUUGUUAUGUGGUGAUUCUAUGUUAGACUCUAUUGAAAAGAAAGCCGCUGCCUAGAAUUAUUUGAACCUACAUAAAUCAUGUCACCAACCACCAACUUCCUGUACCCUAGUUGUCACAACACUUGACUACACUUGAAUAGUAGUCCCUAUGCUCUAGGCUAGUAAACUAGACCAACCCCAUACCGGCACAAUAUCAUUUUCGGCUGGUGUGUUGGUGAGCAUCGCACCACUGGAGAUAAUCGCAACUGGUCCAUGAACCCGGCCUGGAACAGUUUUGAAUCUGUGUAUAGCAAGUCAUUGGGAUGGGCUCAGAAGAGUGACAAUGCAGUUUGAAUGCUAACUGUGGGUUUCACAGCUUUACCUAUGGUGCAAGCCCAGAAUAUACAUUUCAUGUAGUCUAGCUUGCUAUGUAGGCUUAUUGAUUAGAUUAUUAGUAGAUGUGGGAUAAUGGCACAUCCUGUCAUUUUAAUAAACCUCAGCACAGUCCAGACCUCCAGGAACAAAACAUUUCUCUUUGCCGCACAACCAGAAACACUUUGUAUGAAAUGAAGUAGCGCAUGAGGGCCUGGUUUACAGAGCAGGGACGACCGACCCACCUACCCACCCAUGUUUUCCCACAUCUUUUUACGUAGCACUCUUAGAUAGAUUUCAUUACGUAUGUAUUGAUUGUAUUGAUAAUGAAUUGCCCAUGAAACACAGAUCAUUGAGGAGUGAUCAACUGUCGUGGUCUGCUGGCCAUCAUUUUGUUAUGGAACUGUACUCGAAUAGGCAAUGCAACUUUUUUUUAGGUUUUUAAAAGGGUUUUUUCUUGCUUUUUUUCGCUGACUAUUGAGUUUUUCUUGUCUUUUAAUUGUCACCCUGUCAUCACAUCAAAAACUGCUUCAGAAACCGGUCCAGAACUCUUCAGUUUAAUACAUUUAAAAAAGGUUGAGCUUGAAGCUGGACUAUUGCCUACCAUCACAUCUCAUCGCACAGUCAGACUAGA
Molecule: messenger RNA, 5826 nt
Organism: Engraulis encrasicolus (European anchovy)
Lineage: Eukaryota; Metazoa; Chordata; Actinopteri; Clupeiformes; Engraulidae
Gene: zfyve1
Product: zinc finger, FYVE domain containing 1
Exons: 11
Coding region: 886-3219 (777 amino acids)
Biological process (GO): lipid droplet formation
Cellular component (GO): lipid droplet
Molecular function (GO): phosphatidylinositol-3-phosphate binding; phosphatidylinositol-3,4,5-trisphosphate binding; zinc ion binding
Source: RefSeq, a predicted model, not a curated record